AUGACUCCAAUGAACAACGCCAUGAACAACAACGCCAUCUACAACAAUAUGAAUCCAAUGUAUAAUAAUAUGGCAUCUGGACCAAUGGUGGGCAUGGUCAAUGGCAUGGCACCCAACACCAUGAACCCCAACAUGAUGUUGAAUAACCAUCAGAAUUUCCCAAUCAACAACAACAACAUGAUGGCCAACAACUUCAACAACGUCAUGCCUACGAAUAACCAAACGUUUGGUCAUCUAUCGUCGUUCAACGCCAGCUACAACAGCAGUGGACUCAACGGAUGGAACACCGGUCCCGACUACCAACAAGCUGCACAGGAUCAGAAGCAGCUCUAUUCCAUGACCGAGCAGAUUGACCUUUUGGUCAGCAAGGAGCCAGACAAUCACGAAUUCAGGAUGUUGUCGCAGGAGCUAAAGACUGCCAUAUUCCAACCCUACAAUCCAAUGAGAAAUGACUACCUAAAGCAACAGUUUGCCAAACUCACUGCCAAUAAACCAGCCAGUCCGCGAGUGAUGGCUGAGGAUGGCUUUGGCAGUGGCGAGGACUACCGAAGGGACUAUGAUCCAUUCCAGAUACUUUACGGCGCACUUCCACUUCAAUGUAAGACAUGUGCUUUGAGAUUCAAGGACAAUGAACCCAUGAGGAAGCACAUGGAUUGGCAUUGGAGAAUGAACAAGAAAGAGAAGAAGAAGAAGGAGAAGAAGCAAGCAAUGUCGAGGGCAUGGUACAUUGAAGAGGAUGAAUGGAUGCAGUACACCGCUGGUGAGACUGAGGUAUAUCAUGAACAACCAGCAUUACCAUUCCUUAAUAACAGACACAAGAAGGAGGAUGACCAAAAGCCCCUACCCAACAUGGUGGCCGAUGAUGACCAGCCCGAGUGCCCCAUCUGUCGUGAGAAGUUCGACAAGUUCUGGGAUGAGACCAAUGAAGAGUGGAUGUACCUGGCGGUCGAAAUAAACGAGAGGAUGGACAAGAUCACCUACCUGGCCUAA
Molecule: messenger RNA, 990 nt
Organism: Acytostelium subglobosum LB1
Lineage: Eukaryota; Evosea; Eumycetozoa; Acytosteliales; Acytosteliaceae
Exons: 4
Coding region: 1-990 (329 amino acids)
Biological process (GO): termination of RNA polymerase II transcription
Cellular component (GO): mRNA cleavage factor complex; cytoplasm
Molecular function (GO): RNA polymerase II complex binding; mRNA binding
Source: RefSeq, a predicted model, not a curated record